Tetrahymena thermophila SB210 is the source of this 1473-nucleotide messenger RNA. RefSeq names its product guanine deaminase. Gene Ontology annotation, biological process: guanine catabolic process. The record is from RefSeq and is a predicted model, not a curated record. Gene Ontology annotation, molecular function: guanine deaminase activity; zinc ion binding. The transcript has 2 exons. Lineage: Eukaryota; Ciliophora; Oligohymenophorea; Hymenostomatida; Tetrahymenidae. Gene Ontology annotation, cellular component: cytosol.
AUGGAAAUUCAAUAAUUAAAUCCUUAAAACAAUUAACAAAUCCCAGCUAACGUCCAAAAAAUAGCUUACCGUGCUAACAUUUUAUUCUUUAACGAAGACCCUUACUUCAAGGAAACUCAAGAAGAUGCUCUCACGUUCUAUAAAGAUGGCCUUCUCGUAUUAGAUUUGGAAAAGGGUACAGUAAUCGAAGCAGGAAACUAUGAAGAAAUGCGCGCUAAGCAUGCUUCUGUUCUAAUUUCUGAAGAAUAUAAAGAUAAAUUAAUAAUGCCAGGUUUCAUAGAUUGCCACACCCACUAUCCUCAAACAGAAAUGAUUUGCUCCUUCGCUAGUAGCUUAGUAAACUGGUUGAAUACUUACACUUUCCCUACUGAAGAGUAGUUCAAAGAUAUUAAUUAUGCUAAGAAGAUUAGUUAAUUCUACUUGAACGAGCUUUUGAAAAAUGGUACAACUACUGCAUUAGUAUUUGCCACAAUUCAUCCUGAAUCAGUUGCUGCUUUAUUUGAUGAGGCUAUCAGAUUGAAUAUGAGAAUAAUCACUGGUAAGACUAUGAUGAAUAGAAAUGCUCCAGAAUUCCUCUAAGACACAGUAGAAGGCUCUUACAGAGAUUCCCUCGAUUUGAUUUAAAGCUAUCACAAUGUUGGCAGAUGUUUGUAUUCAAUAACCCCAAGAUUUGCCCCAACAUCAACUUAAGAUUAAUUAAAUGUAGCUGGUUAGCUUAAGCAUUAAUUCCCAGAUACUUACAUCCAUACUCAUUUGAAUGAAAAUCUUUAAGAAGUUGACUGGGUUAAGUCCCUUUUCCCCGAAAGUGAAAAUUACCUCGAUGUAUACGACAAAUCUAAUCUUGUUCAUAAACAUUCAGUUUUUGCUCACUGUGUUCAUUGUACUUAGCCUGAACUUGAUAAGAUGAAAUAAAUUCAAUGUGGUGUUGCAUAUUGCCCAACUAGUAACGGAUUCCUCGGUGCUGGUAUGUUCCCUUACCAUCAAGCUGUAUAAAAUGGUAUUAAUUUUGGUAUGGGUACUGAUGUCGGUGGUGGUACUGACUUUGGUAUGCUCAGAACCUUAUAAGAUGCCUAUAAAUUUAUUAUGGUAAGCCAACAACAUGUUGAAAAUAGAAGACCCAUGACUUCUUUUGAAGGUUUUUACAGAGCCACCCUCGGAGGUUGCAAAGCUUUAAGCUUAGAACACAAAAUUGGUAAAUUUUUACCAGGAUAUGAAGCAGACUUUGUUGUUCUUGAUUGGUGUGUUAAUGAUAUUCAAAGAUUAAGAUUUGAAAAUAUCGAAAAAAGAGCCUCGACUACAUAAUAAUCCACAGCAACUUCAGAGAGCUUAAAACUCAGUACUAUCAAACCAGGUGACGAUAAAUAUUUGCUUCAAGAUAAAUUAUUUGGCUUAAUGAUGAUGGGUGACUCAAACAACGUUUACUCAACCCACUUAGCAGGUAUCAAGCGUUACUAAAGAGGAAAUAAAAUAUGA